Molecule: messenger RNA, 2361 nt
Organism: Lactuca virosa
Lineage: Eukaryota; Viridiplantae; Streptophyta; Magnoliopsida; Asterales; Asteraceae
Source: the annotation of a GenBank genome assembly
CAUCUGACAGCUGCUUUUUACUCAUAUUCCCAAAUUUAACUACGUAGAGUCACCGGUACGGACAAUCGACAUCUCUCACUGACAGAGAGUGGCCGUCACUCCAACGGACCACCGCUGACCGCUCGCCGCCAUGAGAGCCGCAACGAGCGUCCCUUCACCGGAUCACAUCACAAACCCCAAAACAUUCAUAAAAAUUCUAGUCCUGUCGUUCUUCUCCUUAUCCCUCUUCUUCGCCGUCAAACACUUUUCCUCCGACACUACCUACUCUCAGGAAUUCUCUCUACCGUUCUCCUCCACCACCAACACUACCACAGCCGUCCACGCCGAUGUCAAUUCCACUGCCAACAGUUCCACCACUUAUUUGUCCUCGCCGCCAAACGCGGUCUCUCCGCAACUGCCGCGUCUGCAGCCCGAAGAUGUUAUUGAGAGGACGGGAAUUGUGGACGAGAACGGCGCGAUGACGGUUGACUUUGUGAUAGGGGAUUACGACUCGAGUUUACUUGAGAGUAAGGUUAACGAAAGUUUGGGGGAGAGUGUUGUAGAAAGCGAUCAGAAUUGGGAAAAAAUUGAAAAUUUUAGGGUUUGUGAUCAGAGUAGAAGAGAGUAUAUACCUUGUUUGGAUAAUGUAGAUAUGGUUUCUAGGUUAAAUUCAACUGAAAAGGGCGAGAAGUAUGAAAGACAUUGCCCAGCAAAAGGAAACGAAUUGGAUUGUCUGGUGCCCAAUCCCAAAGGGUACAAAGACCACAUUCCAUGGCCAAAAAGUCGAGAUGAGGUAUGGUAUGAUAAUGUACCUCAUACACGUCUGGUUGAAGAUAAAGGAGGACAAAACUGGAUAUCAAGAAACAAAGACAAGUUCAUAUUUCCAGGAGGUGGAACACAGUUCAUACAUGGCGCAAAUCUGUACUUGGAUCAAAUCUCUAAGAUGGUUCCUGAUAUUGCAUUUGGUCAACAUGUUCGAGUUGCAUUGGAUGUUGGUUGUGGUGUAGCAAGUUUUGGUGCUUUUUUACUGGAUCGAAAUGUGACUACUCUAUCUAUAGCACCAAAAGAUGUUCAUGAGAACCAGAUUCAAUUUGCCCUAGAGCGUGGUGUUCCUGCCAUGGUGGUAGUAUUUGCAACACACAGAUUGUUAUAUCCAAGCCAAGCAUUUGAUUUAAUACAUUGCUCAAGAUGUAGAAUAAAUUGGACUCGUGAUGAUGGAAUUUUUCUUCUGGAGGUGAACAGGAUGCUAAGGGCAGGAGGAUACUUUGUCUGGGCAGCACAGCCUGUUUAUAAACAUGAAGAUAAGCUUCAAGAACAAUGGAAAGAAAUGGAGGAUCUUACUGGACGCAUAUGUUGGGAACUGAUAGCAAAAGAAGGAUAUAUCGCCACAUGGCGCAAGCCUCUCAACAACACCUGUUACUUUACACGUAAUCAAAACACACAACCUCCAAUAUGUGAAGAAAAAGAUGAUCCAGAUAAUGUUUGGUAUGUCCCACUGAAGGCAUGUAUAACUAAAUUACCUGAAAAUGGUUAUGGAGGUAAUGUUACAGAGUGGCCAGCACGCCUUCAUCAUCCACCAGAGAGGCUUCAAAGUAUAAAAAUGGAUGCUUUUGUAUCCAGGAAGGAUAUAUACAAAGCAGAGUAUAAAUAUUGGAAAGAAAUAACAUUUAGUUAUGUUAAUGUUUUUCGUUGGAGGACUUUAAAUGUACGAAAUGUGAUGGAUAUGAGGGCAAGAUAUGGAGGAUUUGCAGCAGCAUUACAUGAUCAUGGGGUUGAUUGUUGGGUUAUGAAUGUUGUUCCUGUUAGUGAUACCAAUACUUUGCCUGUUAUCUAUGAUCGUGGACUUGUGGGCGUUGUCCAUGACUGGUGUGAGCCUUUUGACACAUACCCUAGAACAUAUGACAUAUUGAAUGCUGCUGGGCUCUUCUCCAUAGAGCAAAAAAGGUGUAGUAUGUCUAGCAUAAUGCUUGAGAUGAAUCGAAUCUUAAGGCCAAAUGGGCAUGUGUAUAUUCGGGAUGUUAAUUCUGUGAUUUAUAAACUUGAAGAAAUAGCAAAGGCGAUGGGAUGGAUGACACAUGUGUUUGACAAUGGUGAGGGUCCCAAUGCUGGGGUCAAACUUUUGACAUGUGAAAAACGCCUUCUAUAACACAAAAAACACUUUUCUCGUAUUCAUAUUCCUUAAAAGUAUAUACCAGAUAGCUGCUGCAACAUUUAUAGCCUUAAACCUUAAACUGAUCAUUGGAAAACUGGAGCAGGAAGUUUGUUGAUGAAGGAAAAAAUAAUUCUAAUAAAUAGGUAGAGUUACUUGUAUUCAUUAUAUGGAUAAAUGUUGAAUUGAAUAUAUUAAUUGAUUGUAAAAUUAAAAAGAUAAGACAAACGGGU